CCCCUCUGCUGGGGUGGGGGUGGAUGCUGCCUGUCCUGAGGACCCACUCCCCCCAGGACGACUGCUCUCCACUGGUCCCCUGCUGGGGAGGGGCCCCUGUGAACCUCCCAGCCUUCCCUUUCCUGCCUGACUGGUCUGACUGCCCUGGCCACUGUGGCCGCACCCAGGAAGGCCCUCCUGGUCCCUGUCACAGGGUCACGGGUUCAGAGCCUCCGCCCCACACCCUUGCUGCCUUAGGGCCAUGUCUCAGCAUCCUUAGCACCUGUCAGUGCCGGGCGGUGCCUCAGCUCCCCGGAUCCUGGGCCGUGCGCGUCCCCGCCCCGCGGCCUCGCCCUGGCUGCUUGCGACAUCCAUGCUGUGCAGUGCCAGGUCUCCCCCCAUGGCCCCGCACCCACCCUCCUGCCUCAGGCAGAGGCGCCCGGCUCCUUACCCUCCAGCACCUGCUUCCUUCCUGCCAGGGCCUGCCUGCUGCCUGGAGUCCCUGCCCCAUCGUACACUCGUCUCUCUCCACACUGAACAUGCUGGCCAUCCGUGGCAGCAGUGGCCUCUCCGUGGCCAAGUCCGUGUCGUGCCAGAGGAUGUCGGCAUGGCCCUUGUGCUGACUUCCCGGCCCCUUCCUCUCCUGACACCCAUCCUCUCCCUCAGGGCGCCUGGGAGGCCCUUGUUCAUCCCCACCCCCUCCCUGGGAUGUGCCACCCUCCUCUGUGUGCUUACAACUCCCAGACUCCCUCCUGUGUCUGCCUGGGGGUGCAGCAGCCUCCAGGGCUCCCCCUAGAUGUCUCCUGGGCACAAGGAGGUUGCUGGGCGUCAGAGUGGUUCAAGGUCAAAGCCUGUCCCUGGCACUCAGCUGGGUAACUUAGGAACUUUAAAAUUUAUAUUUAUUGAAAAGCAGAAAGAUAGAAAGAGAUCUGGCAUCUGCUGGUUCACUCCCCAAAUGUCCACAGCGGCUGGGGUUGUGCCAGGCCAAAGCCUGAAGCCCAGAGUUCAAUCCAGGCCUCCCACAUGGUUGGCAGGGACCCAAGUCCUUGAGCCAUCACCUGCUGCCUCCCAGGGUAUGCAUUAGCAGGGAGCUGGAUCAGAAGCAGAGCCAGGACUUGAACCCAGGAACCCUGAUAGGGGAUGAGGGCGUCCCAAGUGGCAUCUUCACCCCUGUGCCAAACGCCUGCCCCACCUUGGGCACCUUUUAAACUUGUCUGUAUCUUGAUUUUUGUCUUCCGUAAGGUUCCCACUGGAUACACGUUUAAACGCUUUAAUGUUAUGGAUCCUAUCUGACCUCAGCAUCUUCAUCCAGGUCCCGUCUUAGGAACCUGCCCCUCGUCCAUGGCCUUGUCCUGGACGGCUUCCCCCCGGCCUCCCCACCUUCCAGGUGUCUCACUGGCCCACCAGCCCUCCACGUGCUCUCCCACCUAGGCCCUGCCCAGCUCGUCCCCAGGCUGAGUUACAGAAACAGAGGGAGAGACAGAGAGAGAAGUCUUCCUUCUGCUGGUUCACUCCCUAAUGGCCACAAUGGCCAGGGCUGAGCCAACCUGAAGCCAGGAGCCGGGAGCUUCCUUCAGGUUUCCACGUGGGUGCAGGGGUUGGGCCGUCCUCUGUGCUUUCCCCGGUGCGUUAGCGGGGAGCUGGGUCGGGAUGCGGUGAUGACUUUACCUGCUACGUCACAGCACCGCCCCCAGUCCACAGUUUCCCAACACCCGAGUCUGACCCUGCCCUCCCUUGCUCAGGGCCCUUCUGUGGCUCCCCCAGUACCUUCAGAACAAAGCCCCAACUCCUGUCUCCUGCAGGACACUUUACGUCCCAGCCACACCUCCCCCGUGACAGCCACAGGCUGGGGCAGGUGUUUUCUGAAGGCAGACACGCGCACGCACACCUCUCCCCAUCAUUCCCUUACACCGAUGCCCACAAUCAGACUCCCCUCCCCGCUGAUCCCUCACCUCCCCAGCGUUCCGACGCCGGGCGGGGGAGGGGCCCAGUGUGGCACCCCACCCCCCCAUUCCAGCGAGGGGCUCAGGUCUCCAACAACAGAACCAGAGCCACUCAGUAACGCUGGGGGGUCCGGGGUCCCUGGUCCCAAGCCGGGAGGGCUUCGGGGGAGGGGCGCAGGCCCUGGCAGACUUGCCGAGCGGCCCAGGAGGCUGAGGGGCGCCGUCAGGCCUGCGGGUGCCAGGGAGGUGGGACCUGGUCGCAGAGGAGGAAGCACCAGCGCAGUUCUCUUUACCCCGCUGGGAGGCCUCAGCGGCACAGCCCGUGGGGAGCGGCCCCCGGCAGGGCGACCUCCCACGGCAGGGGCACCAUGGCCACCAUCCAGUCGGAGACCGACUGUUAUGACAUCAUCGAGGUGCUGGGCAAAGGCACCUUCGGGGAGGUGGCCAAGGGCUGGCGGCGCAGCACGGGUGAGAUGGUGGCCAUCAAGAUCCUCAAGAAUGACGCCUGCCGCAACCGCAUCAUCAAGAACGAGCUGAAGCUGCUGCGCUGCAUGCGGGGCCUGGACCCCGAGGAGGCCCACGUCAUCCGCUUCCUUGAGUUCUUCCAUGACGCCCUCAAGUUCUACCUGGUCUUCGAGCUGCUGGAGCAGAACCUCUUUGAGUUCCAGAAGGAGAACAACUUCGCGCCCCUGCCCGCCCGCCACAUCCGCACGGUCACCCUGCAGGUGCUCCGGGCCCUGGCCCGGCUCAAGGAGCUGGCGAUCAUCCACGCCGACCUCAAGCCCGAGAACAUCAUGCUGGUGGACCAGACGCGCUGCCCCUUCAGGGUCAAGGUGAUCGACUUCGGCUCGGCCAGCAUCUUCAGCGAGGUGCGCUACGUGAAGGAGCCCUACAUCCAGUCGCGCUUCUACCGGGCCCCCGAGAUCCUGCUCGGGCUGCCCUUCUGCGAGAAGGUGGAUGUGUGGUCCCUGGGGUGCGUCAUGGCCGAGCUGCACCUGGGCUGGCCCCUGUACCCGGGCAACAACGAGUACGACCAGGUGCGCUACAUCUGUGAGACCCAGGGCCUGCCCAAGCCGCACCUGCUGCACGCCGCCCGCAAGGCCCACCACUUCUUCAAGCGCAGCGCCCACCCUGACGCCACCAACCCCUGGCAGCUCAAGUCCUCGGCUGACUACCUGGCCGAGACCAAGGUGCGCCCUCUGGAGCGCCGCAAGUACAUGCUCAAGUCCCUGGACCAGAUCGAGACGGUGAACGGCGGCGGGGCUGCCGGCCGGCUGAGCUUCCCGGACCGCGAGGCGCUGGCCGAGCUCGCCGACCUCAAGAGCAUGGUGGAGCUGAUCAAGCGCAUGCUGACGUGGGAGUCCCAUGAGCGCAUCAGCCCCAGCUCAGCCCUGCGCCACCCCUUCGUGUCCAUGCAGCAGCUGCGCAGCGCCCACGAGACCACCCGCUACUACCAGCUGUCACUGCGCAGCCGCCGCCUCUCCCUGCAGGGGGAGGGCAAGCCGCCCCCGCCGGUGGUGGCCGCUGCCGAGGAGGGGCCCCCCUACUACCGCCUGGCUGAGGAGGAGGAGGCCGUGGGCAUGGGCGGUGUGGCCAGCAGCGGGACCUUCUUCCGGGAGGAAAAGGCACCGGGCAUGCAGAGGGCCAUCGACCAGCUGGAUGACCUGAGUCUGCAGGAGGCGGGACGCGGGCUGUGGGGCGAGAGCCACGCCGACGUGGUCUCCGAUAUGCUGGCCCCACUCAAGGCCGCCACCGCCGGCUGCCACGUGCCCGACUCGGGCCCCGAGCCCAUCCUGGCUUUCUACGGCAGCCGCCUGGCAAGCCGCCACAAGGCCCGCAAGCCGCCCGUAGGCUCCAAGUCCGACUCCAGCUUCAGCAACCUCAUCCGCCUGAGCCAGGCCUCCCCCGAGGAGGACGGGCCCUGCCGGGGCAGUGGCUGGGAGGAGGGAGAGCACCAAGGGGCCUCGCUGGAGCCGCCCGCCAUCCUGCAGCGGGACGGGGACGGACCCAGCCUCAAGGACAUGACCGUGGACGCCGAGAGGUCAAGCCCUGAGCUCUUCGAUCCCGGCAGCUGUCCUGGAGAGUGGCUGAGUGAGACAGACUGGACGCUGGAAGGCAUCAGGGGACCACGGGCCCAGGGGCUGCCGCCCCGCCACAGCCACCAGCAUGGCCCGCCCCGGGCCACCAGUUUCCUGCAGCAUGUUGGCGGGCACCACUGAUGGGGACCCCCUGGCCCUGCCCCACACCGGGGGCUGCGCUAGCUGGGCUGGCCUCCCCUCUCCACCCAAACCGCACCCGAGAGCCUUCCCCUGAACUCACGAAUUAUUCUUACACAAAGAAAGUUUCCCAGAAUGUCCCUGUCGCCCCUGCCCACAGCGCAUACCUGCACACAACCCCCAAGCAUGGUGGGGGCCUUGGCGCCUGGCCCACGGCCCCCUCAGCCAGAGGGCUGGCAGGAAGGGGGCUGUACCCUGUUGGCCACGAGCCUGCCCCCAGCCGCCUCUGCCGAUUUCAAUAAAGAACUGUUCUGCA
Molecule: messenger RNA, 4454 nt
Organism: Oryctolagus cuniculus (rabbit)
Lineage: Eukaryota; Metazoa; Chordata; Mammalia; Lagomorpha; Leporidae
Gene: HIPK4
Product: homeodomain interacting protein kinase 4
Biological process (GO): peptidyl-serine phosphorylation; peptidyl-threonine phosphorylation
Cellular component (GO): nucleus; cytoplasm
Molecular function (GO): protein tyrosine kinase activity; ATP binding; protein serine/threonine kinase activity
Source: RefSeq, a predicted model, not a curated record